CACAGCUUUCUUUGGAUCCAGGUGUUGGGUAACAUUUUUAAAAAUUCAACCAGCUCACAGUGAAAAUCAACUAGAUUCAACUAAACUCUGAGAAGUAGAAGUGUCCGUCUGUAUCUUUUUGGUUUCUGCUAUCUAAACAACAAGAUGAUGGAAGGUCAGCUGCUGCUGUUCACAGGACUGAUGAUCAUCACAGCUCGUGCGUCAGACAGUUGCAGUGAGGAGGUGGCUCGUCUGCAAGAACAGGAGAACCUUCUGAAGGGCCAACUUCAGAAACAGGAACAACUCCUACACAGAUUACAACUGCUGAACCAACAUCACAACAAGGACAUACCCAUGUCCGACCAGAGCCAGGACACCCAGUAUGCAGACUGCUCCCAGCUUUUCAGUUCUGGCUCCAAGUCCAGCGGUUUCUACAGAAUCAGACCCCACGGCAGCCCUUCGCCAGUCAGAGUCUACUGUGAUAUGAAUGACGGAGGCGGCUGGAUCGUGAUUCAGAGACGGAUCAAUGGAACAGAGAAAUUUAACAGGUCGUGGGCAGAGUAUAAGGAUGGUUUUGGAGACACGGAUGCAGAAUUUUGGCUCGGAAAUGACAACCUGCAUUACAUCACCACACAAGGGAAUUAUUCUCUGAGGAUCAACCUGGAGGACUUUGAUGGUAACCAGCGCUAUGCUGAGUACAAGAACUUCAAAGUGGCCAAUGAAAAGGAUCACUACCGACUUACCUUUGGGACGUAUGUUGGUACAGCUGGAGAUGCUCUGUCUGGAGGUUAUCAGGUUGACGUGUCAGAGUGGGCCAGUCACCAGGCCAUGAAAUUCAGCACCUACGACCAGGACAACGAUAACUACAAAGGCAACUGUGCACAGGAAGACAAAGGCGGCUGGUGGUUCAACAAGUGUCACUCAGCCCAUCUCAAUGGCAUGUACUACCCCAGCGGGCACUACAGUGCGCUGACAGAUGACGGUGUAGUUUGGUACACUUGGAGAGGCUGGUGGUACUCCUUGAAGACCAGCAUCAUGAAGCUGCGGCCCGUCGACUUCAAAACCGAUCCCAUUGACGACGCCAAUGCUGUUUAUCGCAGACCACCUUCCUAGAUCAGACAUGAGCAGAUUUUAGAUCUUACUGGCAUGACUAUUUUGGGAAGAAACAGCUUGGAAAACAUGUAUUAAUUGGUGUGAAGCAUAUGUCAAAUCCCACGUAAGCACUAAUUAACCCCACUGACACCUGGUAACAAAUAUUCUUCCUGUGCUAUCAGAUCGUAUCUGCAUGGAGCAUAGAAGUAACUGCGUAAAGUAAAUAUAGCCAAGAUGAACCAAAGAUUAAAUCACCCAAAUGGUCAUGAAUGAAACUGUACACUUUAACAAUAUAGUGAAUCUUUAAAGGCUUUAGUAUCUUAAACCGUGACAUACUUGUGACAUAGGGGACUUGUGAAACCUACGGCUUGUUUUAGAGACAUAAAUGUUGCAAGGGGAAGCAGCCUGCAAACACAGCUGUCUGUUUUUGUGGAGGAAAGGGAAAUCGGGCGUCAGUGUGUGUGCCAGACACAGGCAGAAACGUUGGACAGAAGGCGGUGAAAGGAGCCAUUAUCAUGUCAUUGAAAAUGGCUGUAAUAAGAUCUGGAAAUGUGUGUGUGUGUGUGUGUGUGUGUGUGUGUUUUAAAAAUAAAAAUAUGUGAUAAAUGGAGAAGCUGAGCUCAGUAUUGGGAGUUUGCCCAAAUGUAAUGAAGAUGAACAUAAACUGUCUUUAUAUCACAAACAACUGAAUGAACUGAAAAGCAAUGUACACGUCAAUAGAGUUCAUUCUUAAGAUGUUACAUGUGACAAAGAAAAAAAAAGAAUAUAAGGGAUUCCUUUGAGUGUUUCAGUAUACUCAGUAGUUCAUCUCACACUCACAGAUUAUAUUAACAACUCAGCACUUGUGAAUAUACAUCCAGCUCUGUCUCUGACAUUUGCAUUAUAACCAUAAUUCAUCAAAUAAAACACGGAAACAUU
Molecule: messenger RNA, 1989 nt
Organism: Dicentrarchus labrax (European seabass)
Lineage: Eukaryota; Metazoa; Chordata; Actinopteri; Moronidae
Product: fibrinogen-like protein 1
Biological process (GO): regulation of immune response; negative regulation of T cell activation
Source: RefSeq, a predicted model, not a curated record